Molecule: messenger RNA, 741 nt
Organism: Symbiodinium necroappetens
Lineage: Eukaryota; Dinophyceae; Suessiales; Symbiodiniaceae
Source: the annotation of a GenBank genome assembly
AUGGAGGAAGCAAUGCAGAUGAUUACCACAGCCUCUGGUGUCGUGUACGACGGCCUGCAGUCCGCAUUGAGCUUCAUGACCGAAGGCUGCAGCCUUUGCCAGGUUCCUGCUUGGGAGGAGGCUGAGGAGGUCUUGCCGUUUUGCCAGUACCGCACGGCGUGCAGAGUGCACGCAGAGCCGAAGGAGCUUGUGGCCCAUCUUGUUGGCCUUGUGCAGCCGGAGAGGAUGGACGUCUACACGUUCGCGUUGGGGCAGCUUUGCCACCCCGACGACCGGGAGCAACGCCUUCUCUGCAGUGACUUUCAUACUCGUGAGGGUUACAGAGGCCUGGAAUGCUUGUUUUCGAAGAAGCUGUCGCACUGGUGGAGCAUGAACCCAGCCGCUUAUGUGGAUGUGCUGUCGAGCUUGCGGAAGCACCGCUCAGCAAACCCAGAUCUGCGGGUUGUGAUUAGCGACCUUGCCAGCAAGCUCUUGUGUCACGGGCCAGACAGGCGGGCUCGACACUUUCUCAUCCGAGAUGUUUUGGAGAUGCUCAGGUCCGCUGAUUUCAACGACCAGUUCCGGGCCAUUCGUGCCUUAAGGAACUCUACGGCCCACUUGGGCAGGUUUAGGAGCAAGUGCAAGGCAGCUUUAGCGCCAAUAUUGGCUCAGAAGCCGAAAGGGAAAGUGCUGCGCGCUUGUGCCACAUCGGCUGUCGAAAGGCUGGACGAGCUGUCCAGCAGGCAACAGAAACUUCAUUAG